Messenger RNA from Pangasianodon hypophthalmus (striped catfish), 3302 nucleotides. RefSeq lists its product as uncharacterized. Lineage: Eukaryota; Metazoa; Chordata; Actinopteri; Siluriformes; Pangasiidae. Gene Ontology annotation, molecular function: zinc ion binding; RNA binding. The transcript is spliced from 20 exons. Gene Ontology annotation, cellular component: nucleus. The coding region runs from base 201 to 2972 and encodes 923 amino acids. The record is from RefSeq and is a predicted model, not a curated record.
GUGGCGCGGUGUGGAUCAACCCGGCCCUGUGAGAGGCAGUCCGGCCCACUGUGCACAAAAACAUGGCGAAGUGAACAUUUCAGCUGCGUGGAUAUUAGCAGAGUAAUUUUGUGCAUCGAAAAAAAGAAGGAUUCAUCAAAUACACUUCGUGGAACGACUGCGAGAGGAUUUCCUCUCCACUCCAGCGUCCUGAUUUGAAGAUGGAGUCUUCGGACAGCGCGGGCGACGCGGCGCCCAUGAGCGUUCAGAACGUGUACUCGGCUCUGGGUCUGAGCUCGGAGGACGUCGAGGCUUUGGCUCAAAUCCCCGAGAACGAGAUCAGCGUGGAAACGUUACCGUAUCUCAUCAUGCAGCUCAAAGCCAAGCGGGCCGAAAAGGCGGCCGCCGCUACUGACACAGACAAUAGCGAAAAACCAGAGGCGGAGCCUAAACAGGCCAAUCAGGAUACGGAAACUUCCGAAAAAAGAAAAGAGAAACGAGAAAGCCCGCCGUCUUCGAGUGCGUCACGUCAAGCGUCCAGCCACGACCAUGAGCAUCAUGGGAAGGGGGACGGUCACAGGAGGACGGAGCGAGCGAGUACGGGAGGACGGAGAGACUCCAGAUCGAGGAAGUCGUCCCGCGAGAGACAGAGCGGAGAUGCAGUGACGUCAGAGGAAAACGAGUUCGAUGACAAACCGACGGUUUUCCCGCACAUCUGUACGCUCUGCAAGACAGAGAGCAAUGGCUCCAAGGCAUGGCACAGUCACAUCCGCGGCAUCCGGCACACCAAAGCGCGGAGAGAGUACAUGCUGCUGUCCGGCUCAGUGGAUGACUCGUACUCGUCUCGUCGAGGUUCCCGCUCGUCUCUGCCCAGUAAACGGUCCUACAGUUCAGAACGGAGCACAGGAGACCUGUCCUCACCUUCUGAACGUUUUUUUCACCCUCCUAAGCCCUUCACGAAGGUGGUUGUGGCCAAAUAUCCGAUGGGCAGCAUGGCCGUGGCGGACAUGUUGGCUCUGGGAAAACCGUUUGGAACCAUCGUGAAGCAUCUCAUCUUCCCUUUUAAGGGAUUUCUGGAGUUCAGCUCUCACGCAGAAGCGAAGGAUAUGGUCACUCACUACCAGACUAAACCCGCCUUCAUUAAGGGUCAGCGCAUCAGUCUGUGUUUAUCCCCGACCGUCGAGGUCAUUCAUCCUCCAGAGGCAUACGAGCCGGCGUCGAAGCGCUCGAAGUCGUCCGCUCAGUCGGUGGUGUGUUUCUCACGUCUGCCUCCGGGGAAAGAGACCGAGGACAAGGUGCUGGACGUGGCAGCUUUAUUCGGGGAAGUUCGCUAUUCCAAAUUCACUGAAGACAAGGCUCUGAUAGAGAUGGUGGAUUGGCGUGACGCGGACAUCAUGGUGAAGUACUAUCACUCCAACCCACUGAGGAUUCAAGACAAGAGCAUCAAAGUGUCCAUGUCCUCCCGAGCAAACUUGCGAGAGAGCAGCCUCGAGCGUUCUUCCUCCAAAAAGUCCGACUCCAGCAAGAGCCACAGCAGCAGCAGCAGACAGAAAAGCGAGUCGUCUUCCUCCAAGACCACGACUCAGUCCAGCAGCAAGGACAAGGAGAAGACUGACGAGAAGGAGAAAGAGGGAGAGAAAAAAGAGGAGAAGGACAAAGAGGGAGAGAAAAAAGAAGACGAGGAGACAGAGAUGAAAGAGGAAGAGGUUGGGAACGAGGAAGGUAUUCAGGUGGAGGAAGAACACGACCUGGUAGACAAAGGUGGAGAGGAGAGCAUCACCACGGGAACGGAAGAAGUACAAGAGAAGGAGGAAGAGGAGGAGGUGGAGAAGGAAGGAGUGGAGCAGGUUGAUGCUGAGGAGGAGAGGAAAGAGGAAGAGGAGCAAGUUCAGGAGGAAAAAGACGAGAAUAAAGGAGAGCGAGGAUCGGAGGAGGACGUGGAGGAACAGGAUGAUCUGGAGGACAUGGAUUUCCCAGAGAACAUGGACGACUUUGUCACGCUGGACGAGCUGGACAACACGGCCGGAGACUCGUUAGAUUCCUCCGAACCUCAGGAGGGUAAGGUGGUUGUUGUGAGACCCAUCAGGAACGAGUUUAAAGAGACACGUAAGAAAGCCAUGAGAGAAGCUCUGUUCAAGAUGGCCGCCCCGUUCGGUGAAGUGGUCAACUUCGCCAUCUCCUACUACAGACAUGAGGCUCUGAUUGAACUGGAAUCGGUGGAGAAAGCUCACGAGAUGGUGAAUUUCUAUAAAAGCAGUAAGAGGUCGAAGCUGUGUGGAAGACCCGUGUCCGUGUCUCUGUGUCUGGCCUUCAACACUAUCGAGGGUCCCAGUGGGAGGACGUUGUUUAUCAGCAUGCUCCCUCCUUUCAAGUAUUCGGACAAAUCCCUCCUCAGACUCGCACGGCCUUUUGGGAAAAUCACCGCCUAUUGCUUCAACAGGGUGUACGGAACGUGUUAUAUCCAAAUGGAGACCGUGGAAGCGGCUGAGAAAAUGAUCCAGAGGUACUUACCCUGGCCUCUUAAAUUCUACGGCACUCCGCUAAAGAUCACUAAGUGCAGGAAAGGCGACUCUCUGAUUCCCUGGACUCCAGCGGAUAAGUUUGAGCGCUGGUAUGAGCCGAAGCUGGGGAGAAACAUAGAGGAGAGGAGAGAGAACGGCCAAACGGCCAAAAACAGCAGUGGGGAGGACCGCCACAGUCCCGUUUCCAGCUCUGAAGGUGUGUGUGGAGAUCCUGCAGGCGAGGGUGAAGAUUCAGAGGAAGAGGAGAAAGACCAGACCCCCCUCGGACCCUACCAACCCGACAACCCCGUGGGUAUCAGCUACGUCGUCCCCAAGAGCGGCUUCUUCUGCAAGCUCUGUAACGUUUUUUACACGGAUGAGAAAAAGGCCAAAUCGGAGCACUGCAGCAGCCUGGAACAUUACAACAUGCUGAAGAAGAAGCGUGGAGAGGUGGUGGAAGAGGAACAGACAGAUGGACAGACAGAAGGAUGAACGAAUGACCUGUGGAGAUCAGACAGCUAAUUUCACUGCAGUCCAUGAUUUUUUUUUUUUUUUUUUUGGUAAAACAAAAACAAACAAAAAAAAAAGGAAAACAUUCCAGCCUCCGUGUUUCCGUCUGUUUUGUUACAUAUACUUCGUUUUGUUUUAUUUGACAAACUACAUCAGAGAGAGAGAGAGAGAGAAAUGCUCAUCAGAUAAUACAAAAAAAAAAAAAAUCAUUACAAACCUUCUAAAUUGUUUCAGGUGGUGUGUGUGAGCAGAAUAGGGGUUUACAGUCAUCGUAGCUUCUUAUCAAAUAAACAAAAAUCUGUUUGAAAAAAA